CUCCAAUAGCGGUAACAAUCCCAACAUUCUUCAUCAACAAGAUGAGCGCAACCUACGUAAGCCGUUUAUACAUCGAUCUACCUCCGAAGAUUCGCUAUAACCCUAAAAUGCGAAGGACUUUUAAUCCAAAAACUAUAGAUCCACCCGGGGGAAAUCCUAUCAUAAUUAUAGAAACGUAUAAUUGGCUAGGUAUAACGCGAGAACAAAGCGUAAGGCUUAAUGAAUUGAAAGAGUAUAAAGGCUCCAAUAAAUGGGUUACAUGGUUUAGAGCUAGUAAUGGCGGAGGAGGGCCGACAAGAUUUUAUGUGGAGAAAGAGACGAUGAGACGAGAUCCGUUUACUAAAGGUCUAGUGGAAUUUAUUGAGAAGAAGA
Acaulospora colombiana is the source of this 372-nucleotide messenger RNA. The record is from the annotation of a GenBank genome assembly. Lineage: Eukaryota; Fungi; Glomeromycota; Glomeromycetes; Diversisporales; Acaulosporaceae.